Molecule: messenger RNA, 4374 nt
Organism: Leguminivora glycinivorella
Lineage: Eukaryota; Metazoa; Arthropoda; Insecta; Lepidoptera; Tortricidae
Gene: flz
Product: serine protease filzig
Exons: 9
Coding region: 111-3389 (1092 amino acids)
Biological process (GO): proteolysis
Molecular function (GO): serine-type endopeptidase activity
Source: RefSeq, a predicted model, not a curated record
UCCAAACGCCGUGUCGAGCGCUCGUCUGAAAAAAAAAAUAAAAAAAAUGCCUUGACUUAGGCAUUAUGUGUAAAAGUUUUUGUUUUUAAUUUUUGCGCAUAAACGUCAAAAUGACAGUUAGGGAGUGUGUUUUUCGAGUGAAAUGUUUGGUGGUUUUAGUGAUAUUUUUGGACAUUUUGGGCUGUGGAGCGAUUGAAUAUGAAAGAGAUUCUAGAAAAUUAUUCGGCGGCUACCGGAUAACGCCCACGUACUGCAAAGCGUCGAGAGCAGCCAAAUACAACAGGGGGAACACGAUAUGCAUGUUCAACCACGAGUGCCAGCAGAGGGGGGGCGAGGUAGUGGGUGCAUGUAUGGACGGUUUCCUCUUUGGAGCUUGCUGCCAGCUCAAAUCCGACAGCCAGUCCCACAUCCCCAAAGGUCCUGGCGUCGUCAUGACCAGCUACCUCGACUACCCUGAGGCAGAAACUGAAAGCGACGACUACGAUUCUGAAGCUCUCAACGCCUGGCACAACAGCUUCAAACCCAUAGUCACACCUGGAUACAGACCUGGAGAAAAACCUUCAUCAUCUACCGUCAAAACAGUUGAUGAUAGCACAGAGAAAGAAAUCAUAUCUGAAGGUCUAAGUCAAAUAACAGAUACACUGCUACACGCUCCUCCUAAAGAAGAUAACUUUGUUUACAUCAAACCUGCUAAACCUGAUGGAUUAUAUACACACAGUUCAAUAGACCAUGGAACAGUAGACACAGUGCUAUUACACAAAAAUGGUUCAGCAGUUGAUAAUGUAGCGAGACCAUCAGAUUUCAACAUACAAGUGUCGUCAAUGCAGACCAAACCAACCCCACCACCAAGCACAUCAACAACAACACCUAAAACUGUUUCAACGCAUAGACCGAUAUACACAAAACCUGUCUUCAGACCUAAGAAUAAAACGACAACGAAGAACCCAACGGAAAACUAUGUUCAAGUUUCAACAGUAACUAAAGAGCCACAGAAGAUUACUGAAACUUCGAUUAAUAGUAUCAUUCAAAUGCUAAAUGAAAGUACUCCUAGUUUGAAGGAUGAAGUUACAUCACCUAUACCUGAUAUUGCUGAAACGAAGUCAUCACCAUCACCAUCAACAGCCACAGUCUCUCCAGUACACUACAGCAGUACAUAUCCAAAUUACUACUUAUCUACAGGCCACUAUGUAACUCUUAAACCUUCAUCAUUCGGAAGUACUGUAUUCUCAACAACUACAACCAAACGACCAUCAACAACUAAAAAAACAGUAAUAAUAACAAAGAAACCUGUAAAAUACACGACACCAAAUUCAAUACCUCAGGAAAGCAGGCCGUCCAGCAAUCCUUAUUCAACACCAAAACCCAGUGUGUCUACUAGUCAAGCCAUAGACGCAUUUAACCGAUACCCAACAAACCCUAGUGAUUUCGGAGACUCGGUUACCACUUUCAGCUACGUCAGUUCCACUACAACCCCGCAACCUUCAUUCCAUACCAGCACGACUAGACGUCCACCUUCCACCAGCUACGUCACUGGUUCUAAACCUGUUAGAAGACCAGUUACAUCGCCAUCAAGCAUAAUAUCCAGUUAUGAUGUAGCCCCAGAAACCUUCUCAAGCGUGACACCUACAGUCAUAGUCCUAAACGGCUUCCAAACGGCAAAACCUAUUGAAGAUAAAGAACCAGAAUUUGUUGAGAUUUCUCAGGAGCCUUUUAAGAAACCAGUGAGUCAAAUAACAGUAAACAAUCAUAUAGAAUCGACUAAUAAUAUUUAUAUGGGCAAACCACCGCAGUCUUUUGAAAGACCUUCAUCACCAACUGUAGUUAUCACUCCGAAACCUUCUCCUACUACACCUUUUCCUAUCAAAUCAUCUACCAGACCAGUCUCUGUAGUUAUUUCUACCAGUCCUACUUUCGAUUCUUACACGGAAUACUUCUCAGCUACAACUUUAAGACCUGAAAUGCAGACGUCAUCAGAUGAUUUAAUUAAUUUCCCUCCAGUUAGAAACCCAAUGCUAAACGCCACAGGAUCCAAUCCAGGGCUAUACAACACAAGCAUAUCUCUAUCUGACAACGAGCUUGAAACAUUACACGAUGUAGACUUCACAACACCAACAUGGCAAGAGGACGAGAAACUAAACGAAAAGAUGAAUCUAUUCGUAAACAAAAUAGUGGGUAGUCUCCAAGGAACGUUCCAAGAACUUCACGACAUAGUGAUUCUUGAUAAAAAGCCAAACGCGACGAUUAUCAACUCGAAAACGACGACGCCAAAGCCUAGUAAGAAGCCAGUGACGACGAGAAAGCCAGUUGUGACGACGCGGAAGCCGAUUCGGCUGACAACGACGACUAAAAGGCCUACGGUGAAGACGACGAAGAAGCCAGUGAAGCUGACGACGGCUGCGCGACGACCAACGACGACAACGCCGCCGCAGACUACAACUGUUAUUACUACGACGACUAAGAAGUCGGUGACCAGAAAACCCACGAAACCCGUAACAAAGCCUUCGAAACCAGCAAAAACCACCACCGUCGCUCCCACCACUGUUACCACCGAAGCGGUGGAGGAGGUCACCACCGAAUCAUAUGCUGAUCAGACCAUCGACUAUAAUGACAAGAACUUAUGCGGCGUCCGUCCCCUGAUCAAGUCCGGGCGAAUAGUCGGCGGUAAGAACGCCUACCAAGGCGAGUGGCCUUGGCAAGUGCUCGUGCGAGAAUCCACCUGGCUCGGUCUCUUCACUAAGAACAAGUGUGGAGGUGUGCUGAUUACUGCUCGGUUUGUGACGACCGCUGCCCAUUGUCAACCGGGCUUCCUGGCGUCCCUGGUAGCAGUGUUUGGUGAGAACGACAUCUCUCUAGACCUGGAGCCCCGCAAACCCGUCUCCCGAAACGUGCGUCGCGUCAUCGUGCAUAGACAAUACGACGCUGCCACGUUUGAGAACGACCUUGCACUGUUGGAGUUAGAGUCGCCUAUUAAAUUUGACGCUCAUAUUGUGCCCAUCUGCAUGCCACCAGACGAGAGUGACUUCACAGGCCGCAUGGCGACAGUUACAGGUUGGGGCCGCCUCAAAUAUGGCGGCGCCGUGCCGGCUGUAUUGCAAGAAGUGCAGGUGCCAGUGAUCGAAAAUAAUGUGUGCCAAGAGAUGUUCCAGACGGCAGGGCACUCGAAGAAAAUCCUUAGUUCUUUCCUAUGUGCAGGAUACGCAAAUGGACAGAAAGAUUCUUGUGAAGGUGACAGCGGGGGCCCGCUUGUCCUUCAACGCGGUGACGGCCGCUGGCAGCUAGUCGGAACCGUCUCUCACGGCAUCAAGUGUGCAGCGCCAUAUCUCCCUGGAGUCUACAUGAGGACCACCUUCUACAAGCCUUGGCUGAGAAGCAUCACGGGCGUGCAUUGAGCGAGGAAUCAUGGACAAAUGUAACAUGAAUCUUUUAAAUCACGUUUCUCAAAUAGCUUUAAGCAAGGCCAAGCACGGUCGCGUGAUAAACGAUAUAAUGUUAGGCCGUCCUUUUCGCACUGUUUUUAAGUGCGAUAGGGACACAACGAUGCGAUAAAGUUUAUCUAACUAGUGUAACUAGUGAUUUCAGUGUCAUCAUUAUAUUUGGGAUAUAUAUCUAACUUAAAAUAUGGCUCAAAUUGAGAAACGGGAUUUUGUAGAAUUGUCAAUACAUGUUACAUUCGUCCAUUAUUACAUAAAUUCGCGGCAUUCCUAGCUCAUUUUAGUGACAUCUAUCGAUAUAUUGGGGGGUACACUUUACAAUGUGGAUGUACGAAUGAUGUCUGUCUUGCUGUUUAGAUACGUUAAAUUCGUCGAGACUAGGCAUGAAACAUUUUAAAAAUCAAAUUUGACGAAAUAUAGAAGCUUAAUGUUUUGCCUUACAAAUAUUGAUUCUUCCUCCCUUCCUUCCCGUGGUGUCGCUCGCAUCAAACUACGUGGGCUUGUGGGGAAUGAUUCUAAUGACAUUAGUUAUCCUUAUUGGCACGACCUUACAUGUAUCUGUCUCCAAAAAGAUCAGUCGUUACUUAUUUGUUAUACCUAUAUGUCUGACUGAAAAUCUAAUACACCUUUGUUUUUCUAUUUCUUAUAUUCUCCUCUAAUUUGUCCUGUCGAGGAGACAAAUGAACUAGGAGCGUACUUUUCGUGCCGAUGACAUCAACUUGACGUCACGCUCCAUAUAGGCUGAUCACAAAUUGUUUUAUUGUAAAUUAUUAAUCAUUAGUCAUCAAUCAUUUUAAGUUGUUAAUUUCUUUUCAUGGUAAUAAAUGCAAGAAGGAUGGUGUGCUUUACGUUACAGAGGAAUUCUCUUUUCUACGUAUUUAUUGUAAUGUGUUCUUAACAAUACUAUUUAAUUCAAUUUAUGUAUAAAAACAAAUCAAAUAAU